AUGUUUGUAAGGCACCUCUCUGCCCUUAUUAGGUCUCCAACAAAGAUAAACAGAACUAUUCAGAGAAACUACUUUUCCCACAAUGAAAGGCUUCUAACACCCCGACACGGAACGACCAUAUUGUGCGUACGGAAGAAUAACGAAGUGUGUUUAAUUGGUGAUGGCAUGGUUUCUCAAGGCACAAUGAUUGUUAAAGGAAACGCAAAAAAAAUAAGAAGACUGAAAGACAACAUUUUGAUGGGUUUUGCCGGGGCAACGGCUGACUGCUUUACCCUGUUGGACAAAUUUGAAACAAAAAUUGAUGAAUAUCCAAAUCAACUUCUUAGGAGCUGUGUCGAAUUAGCCAAGUUAUGGAGAACGGACAGAUACUUACGACAUCUGGAGGCAGUAUUAAUAGUAGCCGACAAAGAUGUGCUAUUAGAAGUAACAGGAAAUGGGGAUGUUUUAGAACCCUCAGGAAAUGUGUUGGGUACAGGAUCAGGGGGCCCAUACGCUAUAGCUGCAGCCAGAGCAUUAUACGAUGUGGAAAAUUUGAGUGCAAAGGACAUAGCCUAUAAAGCUAUGAAUAUUGCUGCGGAUAUGUGUUGUCAUACCAACAAUAAUUUUAUAUGUGAAACGCUUUGA
Messenger RNA from Plasmodium gonderi, 624 nucleotides. Its product is annotated as ATP-dependent protease subunit ClpQ. Bases 1 to 624 code for a protein of 207 amino acids. The transcript has 5 exons. Gene Ontology annotation, cellular component: proteasome core complex; HslUV protease complex. The record is from RefSeq and is a predicted model, not a curated record. NCBI's taxonomy places the organism in Eukaryota, Apicomplexa, Aconoidasida, Haemosporida, Plasmodiidae. Gene Ontology annotation, molecular function: threonine-type endopeptidase activity.